AUGGGAUCACUCGGCCCCUAUCAACAAAAGCACAAGGUGACAGUGGUGGGCUCCGGCAACUGGGGCUCUGCCAUCGCUAAGAUCGUUGCCGAAAAUGCUGCCAGCAACCCAGACCUUUUCGAGGAGAAGGUAGAGAUGUGGGUGUAUGAGGAAAACAUUGAGAUCGCAAAGGACUCACCACACUACGACCCCGCCAAUGCGGGCCCUCAGAAGAUUACUGAGGUAAUUAAUCGCACACAUGAGAACGUCAAGUACCUUCCAGGAAUUCGGUUGCCGGCCAACCUGCACGCAAACCCCUCCCUCGAGGACUCUGUCAAGGACAGCACCAUCCUAGUCUUCAAUCUUCCUCACCAAUUCAUUCACAAGACUUGUGACCAGAUCAAGGGCAAGAUCCUCCCAUAUGCCCGUGGUAUCUCCUGCAUCAAGGGCGUUGACGUCCAGGAGAGCGGAAUCAGUCUCUUCUCCGAGACUAUUGGCAAGGCUUUGGGUAUCUACUGCGGUGCUUUGUCUGGAGCCAAUAUUGCCAAUGAGGUCGCCCUGGAAAAAUGGUGCGAGACCACCGUUGCUUAUGACCCCCCGCACCUAGACUCCAAGGCUCCCACACCCCAGCGCUCCCCUACAUCUUCGCAGUUGAACCUGGUGGAGUUUGAGCACAAGGACGUAUCGGGCAACUAUUCCAAGGUCAAGCUGCAGGCACUUCCCAUGGAAUACCCACCCGUUGAUCAUGCCGUUCUCAAGUCUCUCUUCCACCGCCCCUACUUCCACGUGCGUGUCGUGAAUGACGUCGCCGGCGUGUCCGUUAGCGGUGCGUUAAAAAACGUGGUUGCUAUCGCUGCUGGAUGGGUUGUCGGUAUGGGCUGGGGUGACAACGCCAAGUCCGCCGUUAUGCGUGUGGGUCUGAUGGAGAUGGUGCGCUUCGGAGAUAAGUUCUUUGGUGCCACCAUUGAGCAGCGCACUUUCACCGAGGAGAGUGCCGGUGUAGCCGACCUGAUCACUAGCUCAAGCGGUGGUCGUAAUUUCCGCUGCGCUAAGUAUAGCAUUGAGCGCAACCAGCCGAUCGAGGAGAUCGAGCGAACCGAGCUUAACGGCCAGAAGCUUCAGGGAACCUUGACCGCCGUUGAGGUGAACAAGUUCUUGAAGAAGCAGGGCAUGGAAGACGAUUUCCCUCUAUUUACCGCUGUCUACCGCAUUCUGGAAGGCAAUAUGAAGGUUGCAGACAUCCCUGCUUAUAUUGAGCGCCCCCCGAUGCCUCGUGCCCCGAUUUCCACUUCAUCUGAUGUUAAUGGCGAAAAUGGCGAUGAUUCUCGAUUUGCUGCACGGCUCUAG
Messenger RNA from Penicillium angulare, 1326 nucleotides. RefSeq names its product glycerol-3-phosphate dehydrogenase family protein. The record is from RefSeq and is a predicted model, not a curated record. Bases 1 to 1326 code for a protein of 441 amino acids. The transcript has 4 exons. Gene Ontology annotation, cellular component: nucleus; cytosol; glycerol-3-phosphate dehydrogenase (FAD) complex. Gene Ontology annotation, biological process: glycerol-3-phosphate catabolic process; carbohydrate metabolic process. NCBI's taxonomy places the organism in Eukaryota, Fungi, Ascomycota, Eurotiomycetes, Eurotiales, Aspergillaceae. Gene Ontology annotation, molecular function: NAD binding; glycerol-3-phosphate dehydrogenase [NAD(P)+] activity.